CAAAGAGUCUCCAGCACAAUCCUCAGAUGCUCCUUAUCUGGUCGAUGCUCCGAGAAUAAACAAGGAUGUCGUCGAUGAACACAAUGACAAACUGGUCCAGGAAAGGAUGAAAGACCCUAUUCAUAAGGUCCAUAAACAUGGCCGGGGCAUUGCUGAGUCCGAACGACAUAACUACGAUCUCAUAGUGGCCAUAACGGGUACGGAAGGCAGUCUUAGAAAUAUCCGACUCCCGGAUUUUCAGCUGAUGAUAGCCAGAACGCAAGUCGAUCUUGGAAAAGACGCUGGCUCCCCUCAACUG
Striga hermonthica is the source of this 298-nucleotide messenger RNA. The record is from the annotation of a GenBank genome assembly. NCBI's taxonomy places the organism in Eukaryota, Viridiplantae, Streptophyta, Magnoliopsida, Lamiales, Orobanchaceae.